Molecule: messenger RNA, 2262 nt
Organism: Colletotrichum chrysophilum
Lineage: Eukaryota; Fungi; Ascomycota; Sordariomycetes; Glomerellales; Glomerellaceae
Exons: 2
Coding region: 1-2262 (753 amino acids)
Biological process (GO): glucan catabolic process
Molecular function (GO): beta-glucosidase activity
Source: RefSeq, a predicted model, not a curated record
AUGGCUUCGGACUUCGUCUCCAAGCUGACCCUUGAUGAGAAGGUCUCAAUGAUCACGGGCAACUCAUCCGCAGGCAAUUGCAUCGGCGUCAUCACCCCUAUUCCCCGGCUAGGAUUUCAAGGCCUUUGCCUUCUUGACGGCCCCGCAGCGAUCAACCGCGUCGAUCUAGUCAGCGUCUUCCCUUCAGGCAUCACAGCUGCUGCGACCUUUGACCGGGAUCUCAUCUACCGUCGGGGGUAUGCGCUGGGUGAGGAAUUUAAGGGCAAGGGUGGGCACGUAAUGCUUGGGCCAUCAACGGGCCCGAUGGGCCGUAACGCUCUGGGUGGCCGCAACUGGGAGGGCUUCGGUCCAGACCCCUACCUAGCUGGGAUCUCAAUCGCGCAAACCGUCCACGGUGUUCAAGACGCUGGAGUCCAGACUUGUUCGAAGCACUACAUCGCCAAUGAGCAAGAGACCCAGCGUUCCAACACCAACCAGACAGAUGGCACCCGGGCCGAAGCCAUAUCCGCCAACGUCGACGACAGGACCAUCCAUGAACUCUACCUCUGGCCUUUUGCCGACGCCAUCAAAGCCGGGACUACGUCCGUUAUGUGCUCCUAUAACCGCCUUAACCAGACCUACUCCUGCGAAAACUCCCACACCCUGACCAAGCUCCUCCGUGAAGAGUUGGGAUUUCAAGGGUACACCGUUAGUGAUUGGUUCGCAACUCAUUCCACCUCUGAGUCCAUCAACGCGGGCUUAGACAUGGAGAUGCCUGGCAUCAUUCCGUCUUACCAAGGGUCUGUUCUCUACUUUGGUGACAGAGUGCUCGAGGCCGUCAGCAACGGAACCGUCUCUGAAGCGAGGAUUGAUCAGAUGGUCCGCAACAUCAUGACACCGUACUACUUCCUCCGUCAAGAUGCCGAAGAGUAUCCGACUGCAGACCCAGCACUCCGAUGGGUGACUCUCAUUCAAGAAGUCGGUCUCAGUGCUGCGAAGGCUGGCGGCUUCCUCCCUGAUGACUUCGUAUUCGAACAUGGCCGGGAUGUAAGAGGCGACCAUGCCAAGGUCAUCCGCGAGAUGGGUGCUGCCGGCACAGUUCUCGUCAAGAACAACAACACUUUACCCUUGAGCAGCCCAAAAAUCAUCGGCGUCUUCGGGAACGAUGCAGGGGACAUGACCGACGGGUUCUACCGCCCAUCCGAAGUCCCCGAUAGCGUCAACACCGGCACCAUGAUCAUCGGCGGGGGCUCCGGCACAGGCCGCGCAUCAUACGUCGUCUCGCCGCUGAGAGCCAUCCAAGCCAAGGCCGCAGAGACGGGCGCGGAGGUGCUCUAUGCCACCAACAACGAGCUCCUGGCGAGGAACGACUUCAGGGGGAUCUACCCCCCACCCGAGAUCUGCGUCGUGUUCCAACAGACCUUUGCCAGCGAAAGCUUUGACCGCACUUCUUUCGAACUCGAUGGAAACUCCACCGCUGUAAUCAACAACGUCGCUGACCUUUGCGGGAACACCAUCGUGGUUACACACUCGGGCGGCGUCAACACCAUGCCAUGGGCAAACCACACCAAGAUCGGAGCAAUCCUCUUGGCGCACUACCCUGGGCAGGAGAGUGGGAAUUCAAUUGUCGAUCUUCUCUGGGGCGAUGUUGCGCCCUCGGGACGUCUUCCGUACACCGUCCCGCGCAAUGAAGCCGAUGCGGGCCCGCCAAUUGUCAACAUCACUGAGCCUGUUUCCGACCCCCUGGCCUGGCAGGCUGACUUCACGGAGGGCCAGCUCAUUGACUACCGCCAUUACGACGCCCAGAACAUUGAGCCGUUGUAUGAAUUUGGCUUUGGAUUAACUUAUACCACUUUUGCCAUUGAAGACAACAAAAUCGACGUCAGCCUCGUCAAAGGAAACAGCUCGGUGGCGGCUCGGCCGGAUGCAUCAUUGAAGACACAGCCUGGUGGAAACCCACAACUAUGGGACGAGCUCGUCACCGUCAAAGCCAAGGUCACAAACACGGGCGACCGGUCUGCGCAUGCCGUUCCACAGCUUUACUUGUCGUAUCCAGCAGGAGCUCCGGAAGGAACCCCGCAGAGAGUGCUUAGGGGGUUUGAGAAGGUUAUGAUUGAGUCGGGUGCUAGUGCUGACGUCGAGUUUGGAGUGUUGCGGAGGGAUCUGAGCUUGUGGGACGUUAUUGAACAGGACUGGGUCAUUCCUGGCGGGCAGUUCACCUUUAGAGUCGGUUUCAGCUCUAGAGACCUCCCAGCUGAGACUAUGUUUUCCGUCCUGGGCUGA